AUAUGAGUCAUUCAUUUGUAAAUUAUAUGACAAGCAUUUGAAAGGUUUCAUUCAAUUCAACUAGAGAUGGCUUCUUGCAAUAUUGCUCUCCAUGCAAUAGGAAUCACUUUCUUACUCCAAAUAAUCACUUCUGUAAAGCCACUCUCAUUUCAUUACAACCAAAGCUUUAAAUAUGAUGAUGUGAAGCUAGAAGGAGAUGCUUCUUUGUUAUAUCCAUACAUCCAACUCACAGCAACCUCAAGGUACCAAAGCAACGCUUACAGCGUCGGUCGAGUAACGUCAUUCGAGCCAGUGCAACUUUGGGACAGAACCUCAAGAAAACUCACUGAUUUCACCACACAAUUUUCCUUUACAAUUUUCUCAAAUGAAACUGGUUUUGGAGAUGGAUUAGCAUUUUUCUUUGCAGAUCCAAAACUUCCACUUCAUAACCAUAUUCAACAAGGUGGUGGACUUGGUCUUGUGAAUGAUGACCAAAUAAUGAACUCUACUGAAUAUUCAUUUGUAGCAGUGGAGUUUGACACUCACCAAAAUUCUUGGGAUCCAUCAGGUACACAUGUAGGUAUAAAUUUCAACUCUAUGAAAUCUCAAAUAACUAAACCAUGGUUUAUUGAUAUUAGGAAUAAGAAGACUUAUUAUUGUAAAAUUGAGUACAAUUCAAGUGCUCAUAAUUUGAAAGUUUCUUUCACUGGAAACAUAAUCAAUGGUAAGCCUAUUAAAAAAAGUUACCUCUCAUACAAUGUUGAUUUGAGAGAUUACUUACCUGAUAAGGUUAUUUUUGGAUUCUCAGCUGCUACAGGAUAUAUGUUUGAAAUGAAUACAUUAAAAUCAUGGUCAUUUAAUUCAACUUUACAAAGUCAUCAUGAUAAUAUACCUCAAAUAGCAAAUCCUGCUCCUUCACCAAUUAAAAUUAGCCCUAAAAUAGAUAGCAACAAAGGUACUAUAUGGAUUGGUCUAGGAGUUGGUGUAGUUGUUGCAUCAAGUUUCCUUAUUUUAGGAUGGUUUUGUAUUUUAAUGUGGAAAAGGGCUAAAAUGAAAAAAGAAGAUUCAACUUUUGACCUAAAAAUGGAUGAUGAGUUCCAAAAGGGAACAGGACCAAAAAGGUUUUGUUACAAUAAAUUGGCGAGUGCAACGAAUAACUUUGAAGAAUCACAAAAGAUUGGACAAGGUGGUUUUGGUGUUGUUUAUAAAGGCUAUUUAAAAGACAUAGAUUCAAAUGUUGCUAUAAAGAGAAUAUCAAGAGAAUCCAAACAAGGAAUAAAGGAAUAUGCAACUGAGGUGAAAAUCAUUAGCCAACUAAGGCAUAGAAAUUUAGUACAACUAAUUGGUUGGUGUCAUAGAAAAAAAGACUUACUCCUUAUAUAUGAAUUCAUGCAAAAUGGUAGCUUAGAUUCACACUUAUAUCGCGGAAAAAGCGUAUUAACAUGGCAUAUGAGGUACAACAUUGCAAUGGAUUUAGCUUCAGCGUUGUUGUAUCUUCAUGAAGAAUGGGAACAAUGCGUGCUACAUAGAGACAUUAAAUCAAGCAACAUUAUGUUGGACUCAAAUUUCAAUGCUAAAGUUGGCGAUUUCGGGUUGGCAAGACUAGUUGAUCAUGAAAAAGGCUCACAAACAACGGUUAUAGCUGGUACAAUGGGAUAUUUAGCACCUGAAUAUUUCACAACAGGUAAAGCUACUAAGGAAUCUGAUAUAUAUAGUUUUGGAAUUGUUUCAUUGGAGUUAGUUAGCGGAAGAAAACCAGUUGAUCUUAAUGCAAAGGAAGACCAAAUGGCUAUAUAUGAUUGGGUUUGGGAACUUUAUAGAUUAGGAAGGUUUGUUGAAGUUGUUGAUACAAAACUUGGGGGUGUGUUUGAUGAGAUGAAAAUGGAACGUUUAGUUGUUGUUGGUCUUUGGUGUGCUAAUCCUAAUUAUUCAUUAAGGCCAAGUGUUAGACAACUGAUUCAAGUGCUUAAAUUUGAAGCUGCUUUACCAAUUCUACCCCUGCAGAAGAUGAAUGAUUCAAGUUAUUAUGCUCCUACAAAAAUGAACACAGUUUUUGGUCCAGUUUCUUCUUCCUCUGCAGUUUAUUCAUACCCGAUCUGUGUCUAG
Messenger RNA from Cicer arietinum (chickpea), 2085 nucleotides. Its product is annotated as L-type lectin-domain containing receptor kinase IX.1-like. Lineage: Eukaryota; Viridiplantae; Streptophyta; Magnoliopsida; Fabales; Fabaceae. Gene Ontology annotation, biological process: protein phosphorylation. The record is from RefSeq and is a predicted model, not a curated record. Gene Ontology annotation, molecular function: ATP binding; carbohydrate binding; protein kinase activity.